Molecule: messenger RNA, 930 nt
Organism: Echinostoma caproni
Lineage: Eukaryota; Metazoa; Platyhelminthes; Trematoda; Plagiorchiida; Echinostomatidae
Source: the annotation of a GenBank genome assembly
AUGCACGGUCUCGCGGACAACACUGACUGGUCCAUGGUCAUGGAGGUCGAGGUAGAAGAUCCAACUAACAACGGUUCCUCAGUCUCCUCGACCCCUACAGACGGUGGUGGUAAAGCGGAUCCGUCCAAGGCGACUGCCCAAUACCAUGAGAAUUCCAUUCAGUGUGGUCCACUAAAGUGCCUGAACGGAGCUCGAUGUCUGCGUUCAGUCAUCCCGAUUAGUUCGGACAAAUGUCUCUGUCCGAUCGGAUUCAGUGGAGAAACCUGUCACAUCGCAACUGACGGCUUUCGAUUCCCGAAAAUCGAGGAUGGAGGUUACGUGAAAUUUUACUAUCCCGUUGAAUAUUACACCUCGGAGAAGGCCAAAAAGACGUUACGAGAGAUCGCCGCAGAAUUUGAAAUAAAACCCUCCUCAUUGAUAGGAAAUCGCCUGCUGAUGUAUCAUCUACACCCAGUCACGGGGACCAAGAUGAUGCUCUCACUUGAAGACGGCCAAGUUGUUUACCGAAUCUUUCGGAACAGCUGGCUGGGCUCGGAGAACCAGUCUUCUAACAUGGUCGAACUGAGACACAGCUAUCCACUGCAAUCAGUACAGACGGAAUGGUUCCAUAUGGCAUUCGGUCACACGGAACGAGGAACUUUAUAUAUCUCGGUGAAUGGGAAACGUCAAGAGCUAACAACUGUUCAGUUGAAAGACAUGUUUGAUCGAUUCACGCACACCGCUCACGUACCACCUGGGGAAUUGUAUUUUGGAGGUCAUCCGGCAAUGGCGCAACUAACACAGGAUGCUCAAAUUGGGAAGUUUGUUCAACGCAACUACGUCGGAUGUAUUCAGCAUAUACGCGUUCAAGGUUUGCGACUUGAUCCGCGAAGAAAAUCCUUUGUGGGCGAUGCGAUUGAAGGUUUUGGUAUCGGUGAGUUUGUCAGAUAA